AGCGACUUCAUUUUGUCAAAAUUAUAUUAUCUUUCUUCCUAUUGGACAAAAAUAAGAUUUUUCUAUUUUAACUUUAUGAUUACGAUAAUUAAUAACUGUUUAAGGCUGGCACCUCUCCUUAUUGUUGUUCCCCGAAGCAAAGCUAACCAAACGACGAAAGUGAAGCAAACCGUUUACCGGUUUCGACUUCCUUUCCAACGACGAAAUCUUGAUUUCCCGGCCAUUUUUUAACGAAAUUGAUUAGACCUUUACUAAACUCAUUAACCGGAUCCUCGAAUUUCGAUCAGGAAACUGAUUGUGAGAUGAGACCGAGCUCAACAUUACAAUGGGUAAUUUUCUUGUUGGAUUUGUUUUGCCGUUGCUCCUCUUAACAGCUGCUUUGAUUAAUUGGAGUUUGAUUUCACUUGUUGAUUUAAUAGCUUUCCUCCUAAUUCAUUAUGCUGCACCGAAGAUAGGUUUUCGUUUUCGGAGGAGAUUUUUGUUAUUAUGGCCUGUUAUUUUGUUUUCCUUUCUUGUAAUUUUUGCUCAAGUUGCAUAUCUUAUUAUAUGGGCAAUCAAGGGAAACAAAUGGAGUGGAGCAAAUGUUUGGUGGGCGCAUCUAAUUGGUUUUAUGGUAGUUGAGUCCUGGAGAUCACCAUAUGUGAUCUAUUUUUUGGUUGUGCAACUAUUAGCACUUUUAGUUGCUUUAAUUGAUAUACAUGGGAACAGGUUUGGCCUCUUCCCAUGGCAAGAUUCCUGCUGGGUUCACUUCUUAAACAUUCUUGAACGGAUAGGUUCUCAUCUUAGGGUUGGUUCCUGUCUGCUAUUACCGGCCAUUCAGCUGUGUGUGGGAAUCAGCCAUCCCACAUGGCUUUCUCUACCUUUCUUUAUCGGUAGCUGUGCAGGUCUUGUGGAUUGGUCUCUUACAAGCAAUUUUCUAGGGCUUUUCAGGUGGUGGAGGCCUCUUCAGCUGUAUGCAAGCUUUAACAUAAUCUUGCUUUAUGUCUAUCAGCUUCCUGUAGAAGUCCCCAAUUUAUUUCACUGGAUAGCUGAUUUUAUUGGUCUUUCCAAAAUAUCUGGAAAGACAGAGUGGCCUGAAAUUUGUUCUGGUGCUUCUCUUGUACUUUUUUACAUCAUGCUAUCCUUUGUUAAGUGUGACUUGGAGGAAAUGGAUUUCAUUAUGUCUAUGAGAGAAAGUAAUUUGACAGAGCAACUUCUCCCCUUGAGACAUUCGUUUUUCAUCCGUGAAUCUAGAUCCGGUGUCAGGCAUACCAACGUUUUAUUAAGAAGAGCAGUUUUUCGCACCUUUAGUAUCAACUUUUUCACAUACGGUUUCCCGGUCUCCUUGUUUGCUCUUUCCUACUGGAGUUUUCAUUUUUCCAGUAUAUGCGCAUUUGGGUUGCUUGCAUAUGUAGGCUACAUUGUUUAUGCCUUCCCUUCUGUAUUCCGUAUGCACCGGUUAAAUGGGCUGCUUCUUGUCUUCAUUCUCUUUUGGGCAGUUAGCACUUAUAUCUUCAAUGUAGCUUUUUCGCUCUUGACCAGAAAGCUUGGGAAGGAUAUGCAAAUAUGGGAGAUGGUUGGAUUAUGGCAUUAUCCCAUUCCUGGAUUCUUUUUGCUUGCACAAUUUUUUCUUGGCAUUUUGGUUGCUUUGGGUAAUCUUGUGAAUAACUCUGUUUUCCUCUAUGUGUCUGAUGAGAGUAAUCGACCUUCAAAUGAAAACUCCAGUGCAGAAGUGGAAGAAGAUUCCAAAGUGUUGAUUGUGGCGACAAUUGCAUGGGGACUCCGAAAAUGUUCUCGGGCUAUUAUGUUGGCACUUAUUUUCCUCAUUGCCAUGAAACCCGGUUUUAUCCAUGCUACUUACAUGAUAUUUUUCUUGAUAUAUCUUCUGAGCCACGACAUCAGCAGAAAGAUACGCCAAUCCAUGAUUCUUUUAUGUGAAGCUCACUUCGCACUGUUGUACAUUCUUCAGAUCGAUUUAAUUUCUCACACUUUGGAGCAAACAGGCUCUUCAACUAUGGAAGUUUUGCUGCAGUUAGGUCUUCUUAAACAAGAUAGUUCCUGGGAUUUCUUGGAAAUAGCGUUGCUUGCUUGCUUCUGUGCCAUUCAUAACCAUGGUUUUGAGAUGUUAUUUUCAUUCUCAGCAAUUGUGCAGCACACCCCGAGUCCUCCUGUUGGAUUUAGCAUCUUGAAAGCAGGUCUGAACAAAUCAGUCCUACUGUCAGUGUAUGCCUCCCCAACAGCCAAAUAUAGCCAUGAUCAUCAUUCUUAUGAGAGCAGGAUAGCAGCAUUCCUCAGUGCAGUCGGGCAGAAGUUUCUAUCCAUGUAUCGAUCAUGUGGAACCUACAUUGCUUUUCUGACUAUUCUUCUUGCAGUAUACCUGGUAACACCCAAUUACAUAUCAUUUGGGUAUAUAUUCCUGCUCCUUGUUUGGAUAAUUGGAAGGCAACUUGUUGAGAAAACAAAAAGGCGUUUAUGGUUCCCAUUAAAAGCAUAUGCGAUCAUGGUUUUUGUCUCCAUCUAUAGCUUGAGCAGUUUCCCCCACUUUGAGAUGUGGCUGUCCAGGUUCAUUGAUCUGUACUUUUAUUUGGGCUACAACUCAGAGGCUUCAUUGUUGCAAAAUGUUUGGGAAUCUCUGGCUAUCUUGAUAGUGAUGCAACUUUAUAGCUAUGAGAGGAGACAGAGUAAAUGUAACAGGUCCAACGAUCCUGAUCCAUUGGAUUCUGGGGUAUUUGGGUUCAUCAAGAGGUUUCUGAUUUGGCACAGUCAGAAGAUCUUGUUUAUAGCAUUAUUCUAUGCUUCUUUGUCUCCAGUUAGUGCAUUUGGUUUUGUAUAUUUACUCGUCCUUGUAAUAUGUUCAACUUUACCCAAAACUUCUCGAAUACCAUCCAAAUCAUCCCUGUUGUAUACAGGACUUUUAGUGACAUCCGAGUAUCUAUUCCAGAUGUGGGGUAGACAAGCUGGGAUGUUUCCUGGGCAAAAGCAUUCUGACCUUUCACUUUUCUUGGGUUUCCGUGCAUAUGCGCCAGGUUUUUGGGGGCUAGAAUCAGGAUUGAGGGGAAAAGUGCUAGUAAUUGCUGCUUGCACUCUUCAGUACAAUGUCUUCCGUUGGUUGGGGAAGAUGCCAAAUACUUUUCCAGAUAAAGGAAAGUGGGAAGAGCCUUGUCCAUUGUUUGUCUCAGAUGAAAAUGCAUUUGCCAAUGGUUCCAUAAUCAAUGAUGAAAAUAAGGCACCAUCAGAAUAUAAUGUGCCUUCUGUAAAAAAAGAAACAGUUACGGCUACAAGCACAUUCUCUUUCACCUCUAGUUUUACUCAACCACCUCAUACUUUUUCCAAUAAGACAGGUAGUUCUGUGGGUAGUGGCACCAGAAUAUUUUCAUUUGGGUAUAUUUGGGGAAGCACCAAGGAGAGUCAUAAGUGGAAUAGGAAGAGGAUUCUUGCAUUGAGAAAGGAAAGAUUUGAAACACAAAAGGCCCUCUUGAAAAUAUAUUUGAAGUUCUGGAUCGAGAAUAUGUUCAACCUCUUUGGCCUUGAAAUAAACAUGAUUGCAUUGCUUCUGGCCAGCUUCACUUUGUUGAACGCCAUCGCGAUGCUAUAUAUUGCAUUGCUUGCUGCUUGUAUUCUUGUUAGUCGCCACAUUAUACGGAAGCUGUGGCCUAUAGUUGUCACCUUAUUCGCCUCCAUUCUAAUUUUGGAGUACUUUGCUAUCUGGAAAAGUAUCUUUCCUUUGAAUCAACAUGCCCCAAGUGAGACUGACAUAUAUUGCCACAACUGCUGGAACAGCUCAACUCUUUAUUUUCAGUAUUGCAAGAACUGUUGGCUGGGACUAGUUGUGGAUGAUUCGCGCAUGCUUGCCAACUAUUUUGUGGUCUUUCUGCUGGCCUGUUUCAAACUCCGUGCUGAUCGAUUGUCCAGUUUCUCAGCUUCAUCAACAUACCGCCAAAUGAUCUCUCAACGUAAAAAUACCUUUGUUUGGAAGGAUCUCUCUUUUGAAACUAAAAGCAUGUGGACUUUUCUCGAUUACAUGAGACUUUACUGCUAUGUCCAUCUGUUGGAUCUUGUGCUAUGCUUGAUAUUGAUUACUGGAACCCUGGAAUAUGACAUUCUGCACCUUGGUUAUCUUGCAUUUGCUCUGGUUUUUUUUCGGAUGAGACUUGUAAUACUGAAAAAGAAGAACAAGAUUUUCAGAUUCUUGCGCAUAUACAACUUUGCUCUCAUUGUUCUAUCUCUUGCCUAUCAAUCUCCUUUUGUGGGUGUAUUUAGUUCUGGGAAGUGUGAGACAAUCAGUUACAUAUAUGAGAUGAUUGGAUUUUAUAAAUAUGAGUAUGGGUUUCGAAUUACUGCAAGAUCUGCACUUGUUGAAAUUAUCAUAUUUAUGCUGGUUUCACUGCAGUCCUAUAUGUUCUCCUCCAACGAAUUUGAUUAUGUGUCACGAUAUCUUGAAGCAGAGCAAAUUGGAGCCAUUGUGCGCGAGCAAGAGAAGAAAGCUGCAUGGAAAACUGCACAGUUACAACAUAUUCGUGAAUCUGAGGAGAAAAAACGCCAGCGUAACCUGCAAGUAGAAAAGAUGAAGUCUGAAAUGCUUAACAUACAAAUUCAGCUUCACACCAUUAACUCAACAACUAAGUGUAAUGACACUUCCCCUGACAGAGAAGGCCUAAGGAAAAGGAGAAGUACUUCUCUUACUUCUAAAAGGGGUUCUGCUAGCCCUAUUAAAGAUGAUGGAACCCUCAAGGAACAAGAGCAGAUAAUUAAUCAGGAUUCAGAAUUUCCUUUUGAUAUGAAUGAAUCUCCAGAUAGUUUAAAUAUAGAAAGCCUAGAAAGAGAAAUGUCUCCAAAAUAUGUUUCAGAGUCUCCUAUUUGUGAGAUCAGACAGGAAUCAACUGAUAGCAUACAUUUUGAUUCUGGAAAAAUUGGAAGGGGUCAAUCUAAGGAAAAUGCUCUGAAAUCUGCAGUACAGCUGAUAGGAGAUGGUGUUUCCCAGGUGCAGUCUAUUGGAAAUCAAGCAGUUAAUAACCUUGUGAGCUUCUUGAACAUUCCAGAAGAUUCAGAUACUAGUGAGCACUCCUUAUCUGAAAAUGGAGUUUAUGAUGAGAUGGAGAGCCAGAAGAACAAGCAUGUAAAUUUGGACCGUGCAUCUUCUCUCCAGUCUGAUAUGAGUUCUGAUGCUACAAGUCUGCAGAUUGGAAGGAUCUUCCGACAUGUAUGGUCCCAAAUGCAGUCCAAUACUGAUAUUGUAUGUUAUUGUUGUUUCAUUAUUGUCUUUCUAUGGAACUUUAGUUUGCUCUCUAUGGUGUAUCUUGUGGCUCUCUUCUUAUAUGCUUUAUGUGUAAACACUGGCCCAAAUUACAUCUUCUGGAUUGUCAUGCUGAUUUACACAGAAGUGUACAUUUUGCUGGAGUAUCUGUACCAGAUUAUCAUUCAACACUGCGGGUUGACAAUUGAUCCACUCCUACUUCGUGACUUGGGAUUUCCUGCACAUAAAAUCAGCUCAUCCUUUGUAAUCAGUUCACUGCCUCUGUUCCUUGUCUACUUAUUUACCCUCCUGCAGAGCUCAAUAACAGCAAAAGAUGGUGAAUGGACACCAUCUAUGGAGAAUAAAUUUUGUAGAAGAAGUUCUCUGCAUGGAGAAGAGGUUCAUCUGAACUACAGCUGGAGCAAAAAGGCAGAGGAACUGCAACAUUUAAUGACAAGUAUGGUAAAGUUGAUAAUCAGAAGCAUCUUUAGGUAUUGGGAAUCAUUGACACAGGGGGCAGAGUCUCCUCCAUAUUUUAUCCAGGUGUCAAUGGAUGUUCACUCGUGGCCAGAAGAUGGAAUUCAGCCAGAGAGAAUUGAAUCUGGAAUAAACCAAUUGCUUAAAAUUGUUCAUGAUGAGAGAUGCGAAGAGAAGAGCCUGAAUCAUUGUCCUUUUGCUAGUAGGAUUCAUGUCCAGAGCAUUGAAAGAAGUGAAGAAAACCCAAACAUGGCGGUAGUUGUUUUUGAGGUGGUGUAUGCCUCUCCUUUGACAAGCUGUGCAUCAGCAGAAUGGUACAAGUCACUAACUCCAGCAGCUGAUGUAGCAAAGGAGAUUCUUAAAGCAAAGGAUGAUGGGUUUGUUGGAGAAAUUGGUUUUCCAUACCCUAUUGUCUCUGUCAUUGGGGGAGGUAAAAGAGAAAUUGAUCUGUAUGCCUAUAUAUUCGGUGCAGAUUUGAGUGUGUUCUUCCUAGUUGCAAUGUUCUACCAAUCUGUCAUUAAGCAUAGAAGUGAAUUCUUAGAUGUUUAUCAGCUUGAAGAUCAGUUUCCGAAAGAGUUUGUGUUUAUCUUGAUGGUUAUCUUUUUCUUAAUUGUUCUUGAUCGCAUCAUUUACCUCUGUUCAUUUGCCACUGGAAAGGUUAUCUUUUAUAUUUUCAACCUCAUCCUCUUUACAUAUUCAGUCACAGUGUAUGCCUGGCAGUUGGAACCUUCCCAAGAACAUGCUACAGGACUAGCACUCCGUGCUAUAUUUCUUGCAAAAGCAGUGUCUCUAGCACUGCAGGCAAUACAAAUCCGCUAUGGUAUUCCGCAUAAGAGCACAUUGUAUCGACAGUUUCUGACUAGCCAAGUAUCGCGUAUAAAUUAUUUAGGCUAUAGACUUUAUCGUGCUCUGCCAUUUCUUUAUGAAUUACGAUGUGUGCUGGACUGGUCGUGUACAACCACAUCUUUGACUAUGUAUGAUUGGCUGAAGCUGGAGGACAUAAAUGCAAGUCUUUACCUUGUCAAAUGCGAUAAUGUCUUGAAUAGAGCUUCACACAGACCAGGAGAGAGACAAACGAAAUGGACCAAAUGUUGCAAUGGGAUAUGCCUGUUCUUCAUAUUGAUCUGUGUUAUCUGGGCUCCUAUGUUGAUAUACAGCAGUGGCAACCCAACAAAUAUGGCUAACCCCAUUAAAGAUGCAAGUGUUCAGCUUGACAUCAAGACAGUGGGUGGAAGGUUAACAUUGUAUCAAACUACACUUUGCGAAAAACUCCCGUGGGAUAAUGUCAACUCUGAUGUUGAUCUAGAUCCCCAUCACUUUUUAGAUAUUUAUAACAAGAAUGAUAUUCAGCUGAUAUGCUGCCAAGCAGAUGCAAGUAUGUUGUGGCUUGUUCCUGAUGUGGUUCAGAAGAGAUUUAUCCAGUCCCUGGACUGGGAUUUGGAUAUGGAUAUUCUUUUUAUUUGGGUACUAACCAGAGAUAGGCCGAAGGGCAAGGAAACUGUGAAAUAUGAGAAACCUGUUGAACUUAUGGAUCUUCCAAAACGAUCAGACAUCCAGAAAGUUCUUAAUGGCUCUACAAACAGCUUUAGGAUGCAUAAUCUUUAUCCAAGAUACUUGCGUGUUACUGGUUCCGGUGAUGUCAGGCCCCUGGAGCAAGAGGCUGGUGCAGUCAGUGCGGAUCUCAUUAUGAAUAGUGCAGAUUUUAACUGGUGGUCAUUUCAUGAUAUCAAUUCAUCAGAUGUGAGAGGCUGCGGGGGUUUGGCAGGACCCAUGGCCAUCAUAAUGUCUGAGGAAACCCCGCCGCAGGGCAUUCUAGGGGACACAAUCAGCAAGUUCAGCAUUUGGGGUCUCUAUAUUACUUUUGUGCUUGCCGUAGGACGUUUUAUCAGACUUCAAUGCUCAGACUUAAGAAUGAGAAUACCGUACGAAAAUUUACCUUCCUGUGACAGGUUGAUAGCGAUCUGUGAAGAUAUAUAUGCUGCAAGAGCAGAAGGUGAGCUUGGAGUUGAAGAGGUCCUUUAUUGGACGCUUGUAAAGAUUUAUAGAUCACCACACAUGCUGCUCGAAUACACUAAACCAGACUAGUUGGAAGGCCAAGCAUUAGAAUUGACCAAGUUACAGUAGAAUGUAUGCAUAAUAUACCAACUUUACGGCCCUGAGAAAUUAUGAAACUUCGAUCACAUGGUUUUUCUGCAGAGGAUCCUUGUCUUUUGUAUUUGAUGGAUUCUGCUUGCAGAUUUGCCGUUUAAUUCUCAUGAAAUGCAAGGCCCUGAAUCAAAUAUCUUUUACCGACUGACAGCUGAGGACCGUGGUGAUUCAAUUUUUUCUGCUUUGUGUUGUACAUAUAAUUAUUGGUUACAAAUUUGUACAGAACUUUUUGUGAUAGUUCAGAAAGAGGCAUGUAUGGAUCCCGAUAUUCAAUGAAAAUGAAUCUUAAUUGCAUUUUUUUCA
Molecule: messenger RNA, 8140 nt
Organism: Ricinus communis (castor bean)
Lineage: Eukaryota; Viridiplantae; Streptophyta; Magnoliopsida; Malpighiales; Euphorbiaceae
Product: piezo-type mechanosensitive ion channel homolog
Exons: 21
Coding region: 326-7774 (2482 amino acids)
Source: RefSeq, a predicted model, not a curated record